Salmo salar (Atlantic salmon) is the source of this 2333-nucleotide messenger RNA. The record is from RefSeq and is a predicted model, not a curated record. Lineage: Eukaryota; Metazoa; Chordata; Actinopteri; Salmoniformes; Salmonidae.
UCCUUCCUUCCUUCCUACCUUCCUUUCUUCCUUCCACCCUUCCUUCCUUCCAUCCUUCCUCCCUCUUCUUCCUCUCCUUCCUUCUUCUUCAACAAGGUGUUGUUUUUGUAACUGACUACUGCUAGCAACGUUGUAGUUAUAGUGAGCAGGUAAAAUGCAGAUACAAUCCUGGCCGUGGUAUCGUUUAGUUUUGGCUCCCAUCCACUAGGUGUCUUAGCUAACGUUAGCUAUUCAAGUAUCCUCGACUAAAAAUGCGCCGACAUGUCACCUAGCAGCAGUCAAAACGAGUGGGUCGGUCGUUUAGAAAAUACUGGAGCUAAUCUUCAAUCAAAAUGAGUUCGUUCGCUGGUCGUAUGAAGGAGUAUCCCAACAUGUCUCUGGACCGUUUCGACAGGGAGAAUCUACACGCAAGGGCUUAUUUUUUAUCUCACUGUCAUAAAGAUCACAUGAAGGGACUGAAGGGGCCUCUGUUGAAAAGAAAGUUGAAAUUCAGUCUGACAGUCAAACUGUACUGUUCAUUUGUAACUAAGGAACUGUUGCUGAGCAACCCAAAAUAUGCCUUCUGGGAAGAUCACAUAGUUGCUUUGGAACUGGAGAGUCCCACACUAAUCACUUUAAUAGAUGAGGCUUCAGGAGAGAGAGAAGAACUUGUGGUGACUCUGCUUCCUGCAGGUCACUGUCCAGGCUCGGUCAUGUUCUUGGUAGAGGGGGCCCAGGGUGCGGUGUUGUACACAGGAGACUUCCGACUGGCGAAGGGAGACGCCUCCAGGAUAGAACUCCUCCACUCUGGGAGCAGGGUGAAAGACAUCAAGAGUGUGUAUCUGGACUCCACCUUUUACGACCCUCGCUUCUACCAGAUCCCCAGCAGGGAGACCUGUCUACAUGCUAUCCAGGACCUGGUACAGGACUGGAUCAGUAGGAGUGUGCGCCACACAGUGUGGCUGAACUGUAAGGCUGCGUAUGGAUAUGAAUACCUCUUCACUAACCUGGCGAACGAGUUUCACACACAGAUUCAUGUCAACAACCUGGACAUGUUUAAGAAGAUGCCAGAGAUUCUGAGUCAUGUGACCACGGAUCGAGCCACUCAGAUCCAUGCCUGCCGUCACCCCAAGGGGGAGGACUUCCUGGCUACCAGGUUGCCAUGCGGCGGCUCCUCUACUCCUCUCAACAUCAUCAGCAUCAAACCCUCCACCAUGUGGUUUGGAGAGAGAACACAGAGGACCAAGGUUAUCGUCAGGACAGGUGCCAGUUCCUACAGAGCCUGCUUUUCCUUCCACUCCUCCUACUCUGAGAUCAAAGACUUCCUGUCUUAUCUCCAGCCCAUCAACAUCUACCCCAGUGUCGUUCCUAUUGGCCGAACCCACGCUGAUGUCACAGAGCUGUUGAAGUCCAUGUGUAGAGACGUGUCCUCUUCAGCUGUGGUCUACAGACCUCUGGGAACACUGAAACGCACCAGACCAGAGCAGCAAACCCACGAUGUGGACCGUGCUGAUUGGCUGUUUGAGGGGGCGGACCUGGCCCCUGUCAGGAAGAGGGUGAUGAUGCAGGAGGCCACACCCACAACGCUCACUAACCCUCCCGACGAUCCUCUUCCCUUCACACCUCUCGUCACCGGAGACUACAUGGACUGUACCGAAUCUAAUGACGAUGAGGAGGGGGAGGAGGGAGAGAGAGGUGGGGAGGAGAGAGACCUGGAGGAAGGAGAGAGAGGUGGGGAGGAGAGAGACCUGGAGGAAGGAGAGAGAGGUGACCUGGAGGAAGGAGAGAGAGGUGGGGAGGAGAGAGACCUGGAGGAAGGAGAGAGAGGUGGGGAGGAGAGAGACCUGGAGGAAGGAGAGAGAGGUGGGGAGGAGAGGGAUGAGGGGUCUGUAUCUAAUUCUGGCCCCCCUCCUCGCUGGGAGGAGUUUUUCACCACGGAGAUACUGACGGACAGCCAGACCAGCCAACCAAACUCCUGCUCUCACACAAGCCCCUCCCACUCUCCACUGACAGGCUCCCAGACCCCAGAGCUGUUUGUUGAUGACUUCGUCACACUCCCCUCGCCGUCAAUUCCUCUCUCGGCUGGGCGAGGCCCGAGUCAGGCUGACAGCAUGCUCAUCCAAUCAGAAGACCGGUGUCAGGGAGAUGCAUUGACCAAUCUGGAGGCUUGGGGGGAGGAGUGUGGCAACCACACUAACCAAUCAGAGCCAACGGAGUCUCAGAUGUCUUCGGACUUUGACAUCCCGUCUACGCCGGAUUCGGACCGACCCGGACCAGACGAGCUCAGCGAUCUGUACAGGAGACUGGCCGCUGGAGAGGAAGUGGUCACCAGGACAGGAAGUCAGUCCCUCUGA